This is a messenger RNA of Gekko japonicus, 2007 nucleotides long. Its product is annotated as protocadherin Fat 4-like. Lineage: Eukaryota; Metazoa; Chordata; Lepidosauria; Squamata; Gekkonidae. The record is from RefSeq and is a predicted model, not a curated record. The coding region runs from base 1 to 2007 and encodes 668 amino acids. The transcript is spliced from 2 exons.
AUGGAGGUCCUGUACCUGGGUCAAGGGGGUACAGAUGUGGGCAUCAGGCUCCUCACACUGGAAGGGACACCUCUGGUGCCAACCUGGACAGUGAGGAGCCCGAGAAUAACACUGGAUGCCUCUCUGUCCAUGGAUGGAGGUUUUGAUGGCUGCAUUGCCUACCUGAAGUAUGGUGAAGAAAGUCUUCCUUUCACAGGCAAGCAUAGUCUGGCUACCAUCUCCAGAACAGAUCCAUCUGUGAAGAUCGGCUGCCGAGGGCCAAACAUUUGUGCAAGCAACCCCUGUUGGGGAGAGUUGAUGUGCAUUAACCAGUGGUAUACAUAUAAAUGUGUGCCUCCAGGAGCCUGUGCCUCCAACCCUUGUCAGAAUGGCGGUAGUUGUGAACCUGAAGAUAGAGUUGGAUUCACUUGCAGCUGCCCUGAAUCAUACACUGGAAGAACAUGUGAGACAGCGGUGGCCUGUCUUGGUAUUUUGUGUGCCCAGGGACAUGUAUGCAAAGGAGGAAUGAAUGGAGCCCAUAUAUGUGUCCCUCAGCCUUACCCAGCUGAGCUGUCGUUGCCACUAUGGGCUGUUCCAGCCAUUGUUGGCAGCUGUGCUACUGUGUUGGCCUUGCUUGUGCUUAGCCUGAUCUUGUGCAAUCAGUGCAAGGGAAAGAAAGCAAAAGUGCCAAAAGAGGAGAAGAAAACAAAGGAAAAGAAAAAGAAGGGCAGCGAGAAUGAUGCUUUUGAUGACCCUGACAAUAUACCUCCCUAUGGUGAUGAUAUGACAAUCAGGAAACAGCCUGAAGGAAACCCUAAGCCUGACAUAAUUGAAAGAGAAAACCCUUACCUCAUCUUUGAUGAAACAGACAUACCACACAAUACAGAGACAAUACCCAGUGCCCCUCUAGCUUCCCCUGAACCAGAAAUAGAACACUAUGACAUUGACAAUGCAAGCAGCAUAGCUCCUUCAGAUGCAGACAUUGUUCAGCACUAUAAGCAGUUCCGAAGCCACACUCCCAAAUUCUCCAUUCAGAGGCAUAGUCCAUUAGGGUUUGCAAGACAGUCCCCUAUGCCCUUGGGAGCAAGCAGUUUGACGUAUCAGCCUUCAUACAGUCAAGGUCUAAGAACAACUUCCCUAAGCCAUUCUGCAUGCCCUACGCCCAACCAUCUUUCUCGUCACAGUCCAGCUCCAUUUUCCAAAUCAUCAACUUUCUACAGAAACAGUCCAGCAAGGGAAAUGCAUCUUUCAAUGCGUGAAGGGAGCCCUUUGGAAAUGCAUAAUGAUGUCUGCCAAACAGGCAUUUUUAACUAUCCUACUAGACUAGGGAGAAGAAGCAAGAGUCCUCAAAUGAUGGCAGCUCAUAGUUCCAGGCCAGGAAGUCGCCUAAAGCAACCAAUUGGACAGAUUGCUCUCGAGAGUGGUCCUCCUGUUGGACUUUCCAUUGAAGAGGUAGAGAGGCUAAACACACCACGUCCUAGAAACCCAAGCAUCUGCAGUGCUGACCAUGGAAGGUCUUCUUCUGAGGAGGACUGCAGAAGGCCACUUUCAAGAACAAGAAAUCCAGCUGAUGGUAUUCCAGCUCCAGAAUCAUCAUCUGACAGUGAUUCCCAUGAUUCUUUUACAUGUUCUGAGAUGGAGUAUGAUAGGGACAAACCUAUGGUAUAUACUUCCAGGAUGCCUAAAUUAUCUCAAGUUAAUGAAUCAGAUGCAGAUGAUGAAGACAAUUUUGGUGCUAGGCUCAAGCCUAGGAGAUACCCUGGCCGCAGAGGAGAGGGUGGUGGGCCUGUUGGUGCACAAGCAACUGCACCUAGUACUAAUGACAAUACAUCACCUUUAAAACUUGGACAGCAAGGAGGCAACUUUGACUGGGAUAAUCUUUUGAACUGGGGCCCAGGAUUUGGGCAUUAUGUUGAUGUUUUUAAAGAUUUGGCAUCUCUUCCAGAAAAGAUAGGAGCAAAUAUAAAUGAAGAGAGCAAAAGUGGUACAACACAACCAAAAGAUGGAGAAGCAGAACAGUAUGUAUAG